UGAACAGAAAUUGCUGAAGCUUUAUCGAAACAAAGGUUUAUUAUUGUCGGUGUCAAUUUCUGCGGUAAAUAUGGAAGGAAUUCAAGUAUUAACUCAGGAUUUUGUUAACGUACAUAUAACGAAGUCUGACAGCGAAGAUGCCGCUCCGGUUGAACGUCGAUUUAAAAAAGGAAUCAAUAUUCACGAAUUUAAGACUAAACUGGAACUUGUGACUGGUGGUUCAGCUGCUACGAUGAAAUUACAAGUCUUUGACAAGAAAAACAACUUCAUCUGUGACAUAGACAAUGAUGAUGCCCUAUUAGGGUCCUAUCCCAUUGAUGAUGGGAUGAGAAUACACGUCAUAGAUAAUUUUACAUUAGUCAAAGAUUUCGGAGAAUCCGAUAGUGCUGAAAGGUUCCGUUUAUCAGAAGAAGAGUAUGAGAAGAAAGGUGACACUUUACGCUCAUUUCUUCAGAAGAAUAGACUCGGCAAGUACAAUGAAGAGGAGAUGAAUAAACUAAAAGAGCAGCAGCAGAAAGAGUUAGAGGAAGAGGCUAAGAUAGCAGAAGCAGUACUAGUAGGAGCGAGAUGUGAAGUCAGAGUCCCUUCACAGGGCGUAAGGCGGGCCACCGUCAGGUACAACGGACCGCUAGAUGGGGCUCGGGGUUUGUGGAUUGGAGUUCAGUAUGAUGAGCCUCGGGGAAAGAAUGAUGGAUCGGUCAACGGUAAAAGAUAUUUCACAUGCCCACCUAAGUAUGGUGGUUUUGUCAAACCAAUGUAUGUAACCGUUGGCGACUUUCCCGUAGAAGAAUUUGAUUUGGACGAGGAGAUAUGAACAUCGAGCUUCUUUUGAGAGGGUAAUGCUUAAAAUUAUUUAAUAAGUGGCAUCAAUUUAUAACAAAACAUUAUGCUAGUAGAUGGCUUCCUGGAACAUAUUUGUAUUAGUAUUUGUUUUUAAUAGUGUGUAAUUAAUUGGCUUAUUAUAGUCUAUGUAUAGAAA
Molecule: messenger RNA, 979 nt
Organism: Melitaea cinxia (Glanville fritillary)
Lineage: Eukaryota; Metazoa; Arthropoda; Insecta; Lepidoptera; Nymphalidae
Gene: TBCB
Product: tubulin-folding cofactor B
Exons: 5
Coding region: 71-814 (247 amino acids)
Biological process (GO): post-chaperonin tubulin folding pathway; tubulin complex assembly; cytoplasmic microtubule organization
Cellular component (GO): nucleus; microtubule plus-end; cytoplasm
Molecular function (GO): microtubule plus-end binding; alpha-tubulin binding
Source: RefSeq, a predicted model, not a curated record